GUCAAUCCUACUUAUCGCUUAAUCAACAAAAAGAAAAAAUUAUGACUUAUCUUUCGGAUUGCGUUGCUACGUUACUAGAGUGUUUGAAUUUGCCAAGAGCAAUACAUUAUGUAUUGUAAAACGUUUUACUAAAAUAAAGACUACACGGGCCUUGUAAAUUGUCUCGAUUCAAGCCGAAAUAUACAAAAACAUGAGUAAUAACCCUCCUUUGCCUGAUGAUGAUUAUGAUACCAAAGAUUUCGUUUGGAACCUCACUUAUGCUUUUGGAACUAUAUUCAUAAUUGGACCGUUACUGGUGGGGAAGGUGCCAUAUAUCGUAGUUCCCGAAGCCGACCGUGCUUUGUACAGAAUCUGCAUAAUGCAAACAGCUUUAAUCAUGUGGAUAGUAUGGGUCACCGUGUAUUGUUCACAGUGCCAUCCCAUAUCUGGUCCUAUAAUGUCGAAUACAACCCUCACUUGGAUCAGUUAUGCUUGGGGUAACAGUGAAUCAGUCCAAGGUAUAACUCUACCUACCACCACCAGCACCACCUCCACCACCACAACCACCGAAUAUCCUAUUAGCACUACUACUAGCACCACAACGACUACCGAAUCCAGCCUAGUCCUACACAAUUUUGUUCAAAAUAAAAAUCAGGCGUUAAGACUUAAGAUGCAAAAAUCUUAUCUGACCAGUUUCGAAUUUGAAAUUAAAACACCAUGCACAUUGCUACAUAUAAUCAUAACAGAAGACAAUAGCAUAUCAACAUCAACCGGGAAAUCAGUUCAAUUUUAUUUGAGAAGAUUUUUUCUAACAACAUUUGAAUUUGAUAAUGGAAAUAGCAUUAGUCCACCUAAAAUGUCACAAAAUAUUGAACCAGCAUUUGAAGUUAACACCUAUAGAAGAUUUGUAAUAAAUUGUAACAAACAGGGUGAAGUGAGUUUCACUUACAUACAUUCAAAUGGUACGAGAUAUUUCAUGGAUAAGGGCGGUAAAGGCAUUCAUUGCAAGUAUAUUACGAUAAUAAAACCUAACAAUUGGGUGAUGUGGAAUUUUUAUGGAGGAGUUACACAUAUUGAUGACUUAUCACUCUUGAAGAGCAUGGUAAUUGAGGAACUGCUGGAAUACUUUGAAAGUAGCGCAACCGAAGCAGUAGAUGUAUAUAUUAACGACAACAAUAGUACAGGUAAAGAAAUUCGUACAGGUACAGAAAUAGCAACGGGGACAGCAACAGUAACAGGAAUAGGUACAGGUAGUGGAACAGCAAUUGGAACAGAAAGAGACAAAGAAAACGAAAGAGAAAAAGGACAAGGAACAGAAAUAGAAACAGAAAAAGUAACAGAAAAAGAAACAGAAAAAGAAACAGAAAAAGAAACAGAAAAAGAAACAGAAAAAGAAACAGAAAAAGAAACUGAAAAAGAAACUGAAAAAGAAACAGAAAAAGAAACAGAAAAAGAAACAGAAAAAGAAACUGAAAAAGAAACAGGUACAGAUAUACCUACAAGUACAGUUACAUUGGAGACAAUAAACGAUAAUGUAUUGUUUUACACGGAGUGACGAAAAUGCAGUCGAUGACUUGGUGUCCUGUGACUUUUGAGGGGUAUUCCAGUCGCGAAUUAGAAUACGACAAUCAGCCGGACACCUUCUUAUUAUGAACUCAGAUAUAUUAUUUACGAAAAGUUGAAGAAGAAACUAUUGGUAAUUAAUAUAUUUUAUUUAAGUAUUUGUAUGUUAAUAAAAAAAUACUUUAAGCUAAAAAUAUGUUUUGUCUCUUUGUGUCAAUUUCAAAUAUUGUAAAGUACGAUAAUGACAAAACUUAUUUUAGUUUAAAGUAUGUUUUAACUUUUUAUACCUUAAAAGUUGUUUUUAUCUGUAACAGUAUUUUGCAAACUAAGCUUUAUAGACAACUCGUCCUUUCACUAAUCCGGUUGCUAAGAAUUCCAACAAGUGCUGGUUCAAUUGUGCGUAGGACUGCAUUCGAAGGUAGGUGCUGACUGGUGCCAACAGACUGCUGAUGCCAAUCUAUCUACGUCUAAAGUACAGGAAAGUGCAUGUCAAUUCAACCUACUCCAAUCUCUAUGCGUCGGCAAUAGACAUUUUGCAGUGAAUUUCGGUUAAUGUGUUGUUGAGUGUACUUUUACUUAUUCCAUGGUUAAGGUAUAUUUUAAACUAGGUAGGUACUUAACAUAAUAAAUGGGUGUUGAACACAAUAAAGACAUGCCGCAAACAAAACUUAGGCAUUUCUGGCUAUUAUGUUUCAUUAGUUGGUUAAUCCACAACGCCUGACUGACACCCUUGUCUGACAUUGUGUUGAUGUUGUAUAGAAGGAAAUUGAGGAAUUGUGCGCAAUUCCCAUUAAAAUUUUGCUUUUUUCAGCUGUAUUUUUUACUGGCUGUAUUUUUACUGGCUGGCUACCCGUAGCUCCGUCUGCGGUAACUAUUUAUGGUCUCCUGUUAUUAAAUAUGUCUAUUUCAUCAAAAUCGGUCUAGUGGCUUAGUGUGAUAAACAGACUUUUGCAUUUAGAGUAUUAAGCAUGGAGUUUUUAUUCAAGGAAUUGAUAGAUUACUUAGAAAAUCUAUUUGAAAUAAUUGUAUAGAUUAUCUUAACUACUUAGUAAUUAAUUUCAUAUCUGUCCUAUCAAAUAUGAGGUAUUAAUUUCCUGUGAAUUGUAUAAAAUGGCUUCUUAACACUAUUUUAAUAACGCUGUCUUUUAUCAAACCCAGUUGCAGUUUGUUGAAAUGCGAUUCUUUUUUCGAAAUUUGACGCUCAAGGUAUAACUUUACAGCUUUUCUUAAUUUAAAAUCUAUGUCCAAAUUAAUGAACUCGUAGAGUGUAGGUCUACAAUUCUACCACCUUGUGACCACUACGGUUGUCGACUGGUCUCUAGAUAGUGGCAUUUGAAUAUAGUAGCUAUUCCUCGGGUUACUGCCAACUUGACAGACUUUUAAUAACUGUAAUCAAUUAGCUUAUCAAUUGUGUUAAUCGAAAUACUACCUAUUAAGUUUGACACCGUUUCGAAGGGCACAUGAGACAUUUAUUAAUGGAUGUUAUUAUAACAACUUAUCUAAGCAAAGAACAUGCAUUAGGUGUGUUGCCUGUGUGUCAAGCGGAAGUAAUUGUAUAAUAAUUUGGGUAAAAAAUAUAAUGCAUAUUUCUACAAACACGAUAAUCAAAUGUCACUUAAAUUGAUUAGUUAUAAUAAUUACUAUUUUUUGUUGCCUGAUUAGAACUCUUUAACUCUAAAAUUGUGAUGUCACGUGAUAGGAUAUUAUGUAUAUACAAUAUAUAUAUAUAUAUGUUUUUGAUUACAUUUCUAUAUAUAUUCCCCAAUGACAAAGAAAAUUGCCCUAUUGAAGGUCGUCCCUAUCAUCCCUAGCACAGACGAGAACUGCGAUCCAUUAUACACACACAUACAUGUAAAUACUACUCGUAUCCUACUAAUAUCAUAAAUGCGAAAGUUUGUGAUGAUGUUUGUGUGUAUCUGGACGUGUUAUGAAAUUUGGUAAAUAUGAUUUUUGCUGGGCUGCAUUUUUCUCGACCUUCAAUAGGUCAAAUGGUUGAAAAAUAUAAAUAGGACACCCAAUCCCAACUAAUAUUAUAAAUGGGAAAGCAAGUUUGUUUGUUUGUUAACUCUUCACGCAUUGUCUACUGGACCGAUUGUUAUAAAAUUUGGUACACGGGUAGAAUAUAACCUGGAAUAACACAUAGGGUACUUUUUAUCCCGAAAUUCCAACCGGAGCGAAGCCCCGGUGUGGAGCUAAUCUAUUUCAUAAAUUUAUUUCUGAUGUGUAUUCACAGACAUUCAAUAUUUACAAGAUAAAUGUGUGUUUAUUAAAUAUAUCCUCAGUACCAGGUAGUGUAUCGAGUGUUUCAAUGUUACAAUUGGAAACUUUACAAUUACAUUUUGUAACAACAUUUUGAUAAUGAUCUCAGGGUUAUGUCUAAUUUUAUUACCAAAAUUUUGAGAAUCAUAUUAGAUUCAACGUUAUCUAUAAAUCUAAUCUUUACAAUAUUUCCUAAAAUAUGUUACAUAGCAUCUAGGUAUUUUUAAAGCUUAUAAAUUUAAUAUAAGUUAAAUUAGAAAAUGAUUAAUUUAGGAUAAUAAUUAUAUUUUGUAAGCGAUACGGAAAUAUUUUAGUCGAUAUUUACAUUAACUAAAACAUCUUUAACCGUAAUGUUAAAAUAUUCUAACAGAUCUGUUUUACCUGUGUUAUUUAAACAAAAAGUAUUACUCCAAUGUCAAUGACGUGUCAGUGUGCGAACGCAAUAAGAACAUCCACACAAUGCAAAUAUUCUUAGACAAUACUUCUAAUUGGUUCCGCAUUUCUGAUGUCUGAUUUAUUUAUAUAGAUGUAAACCAAUUAACAUUUUAACAUCAACCUAACUGACAUUGACAGCACAUCAACCUAAACAAAAUCAUUGCGAAUUACCCCUAUUACCAUUUCAUAGAGCUCCAUAGAUGGUAACUUGAUGUGCAGUUGACUGUAAGAGGACCACGCCAAAUCCUUUCGUGGAUAAAUUUAAAAGUCGAGUUUUACGCGAUCCAUUUACCAUUUACCCGAAGUCCAGGGACUUCGGGGCUUCGCAUCUCCGAAUGUAUCCGGGAACACGGGAGGAUGAGAGCGAGAGAAAAGUACUUAAUAUAUUUUCGUAAUGCGCAUACGCAUUCAGUGUGCACCGGCCUUUAGCUUUAAUGCUGUCGUUUCAGAUAUUCGGUUCACUGAAUUCAUGUUUUCGCACAGAUUACUUACUUUCAAACUGCGUAAAAUUUUGAAAAUCCAAUUUCGAGAUGGAAGGGAUUUAGCCCAAAAUAUCUCUCUUUCACUGGGAUCCACUCUCUGGAUCAAAAUUCGACCUCACUUAUGUCGAUUAGAAUAAGUGAGGUCGAAUUUUAGAGAUCCAAUGGACACUAAACUGAUUACUGUGAUUUAAUUUAUAGGCAUUUCUGUAGCGUGUGCCGCGGUCUAAUGCCCAUGAUUCUGCAACCAAUUAAAAUUAGUAUAAUUAUACCAAUUAGUCAAAAUCGAUGUUAUCAAAAUUCACAUUCGCUUCCUCUUCUAAUUUUGUAGCCAAAUAUUGCUCAUCGAUUGAUGAUAUAUAUGCCAUAUGACCGUUGUAAAUGGAUUGAAAUAAUAUAUACCUAGAGGAUUUAUGCUUUAUUAUAUGCUGUAAUGUGGCUAUAAUAUUAUUAUUAUUUUUUAGAUUACAAUAGAUAAAUAGUUAAUUACAAAAUGUUAAACAUGUUCAUGAUAGCUAUGUGUUCUAUAUUUUAAACUAGAUUUUGUCCGAGGCUUCGCCUGCGUAAAUUUAUGUGCGAAAGCGGAACAGACAUGAUUUUCAUACAAAUUUUCACCCCAUUAUAGAAAUUUGGGGGUUGAUUUUGAAAAUUCCAUCAAAAUCGGUCCAGUGGUUCAGCCGUGCGCUUUCACGGCAAAGAGUCAGACAGACAGAUUUUCGCAUUUAUAAUAUUAGUAUGGAAUAAAUUCGUUUAUGUAGGUAGGUAUGGUUGAAUGAAUGCAUUAAUAUCGGUUGUUAGUAAUCAACAAAAAUCUUGCUCAAUAGACAAUACGCAAGUUACGAUGAUAGAUAACUAUAGGUAUAUACAAGUAGGUACUUAGGUAAGUACUGGUGGACCACACCCACCUGUCCUUACUUAGGUACAGUCGAGUACAUACGUGCUUUCUAUCACUAAAAUAUAAAUUAAAGAGACGAAUAAAAUUAUAGCAAUAUGUCGGCCAUUAAUCAACCUUCCUCACCAGUCAAAAAAAUCCUCAAAAUCCGUUGGGUAGAUUUAAAGGACAGACAAACAGAUAGCCGGAAGCGACUUCGUUUUAUACUAUGUAAUGGUAAUGAUUGUAUUCUAUCAAAUGUAACUAUGGGUCCGCCUGAAAUAAAUGAUUACUAUAUAAAAAAAAAAAAUAAAUCAAAAGAUAUACGUACGUAUAGUACAAAAAGCUGCGCCCCAGGGAAGUUGCAUCUCCAUGUAAAUUUCGGAAUAAAAAGUACCCUAUGUGUUAUUAGGUUAUUUCUAGUAUAGUCUAUACUAUUUCUAGUUACAACCAGGUUAUAUUCUACUCGUGUAUCAAAUUUAAUAAUAAUUGGUCGAUUUUGCGUGAAAUAGUAACAGACAUCUGUAUGUUUAUUACUCUUUCACGCAAAAUGCGAAAGUUUGUGAGGAUGUACCUAUGGUGCAUGUACACACAUACGUGCUCACAAACUUUCACAUAAUAUUGGGAUUACUUCUUGAAAAUACUUAAAAGAGUAAACGUCAAGCUAAAUAAGUUGAUACAUAAAUUAGUGUGAUUGCAUUUAUUCAUUAAAUCUUUCAAACUGUCAAGAUAUCGAUGAAAAUUGUAACUUUAAUCGAACGUUUAAUGAUACCUCUAGUUAUGGUGCGUGUAACGUAAAUAUAUUACUUAAAUUCUCAUUUAAUCGGCCAAUUUGUUCUAUAAGUUAUUCAAUGAAUACUCGUGGCAAUUUUCAUUAUUAUCGUUUUUUAAUAGAGAGAGCCCCUAGGUUUUAAUUUUGAGUCGUGCGUUGUCAAAACAUCAUAUAACUUUUAUUAAGUUUAAAUGCCCAAAUUGUAAUUGAAUACACUCUGCAGUGAGGGAAUCGGUCGGUUUCUCAUUUUACAUGCCUUUCGGCAAAAAAAACUGUUGCCAGAUAUGAAAUUUUAACAGUGUUGGGUACGGUUCUUAGGAAAUCUAAUAAAAAGAGAAACUACACACUACACACCAUACUUUGAGUCUGAAUUCAAAUAACUUUGUGUUGGACUGUACUUUGACUUCUUUAUAUAAAACACAAAGCAUUGUUGUAUUGUAGUUAUUGGCACAAACGUUAUCGAAGUUGCGCUUACGCAACUCAGCGACAGUCCACUUUCGCAGCUAUCCUUGUUACCUGGCCUAGCAACUGGGGCCGAUCUCCUCGGUUAUGUAUUAGGUAUAAAUAAUGUUACGGCUAAACCCCGAAGUGUGGCUGCGCCAUUUAGCAAAAGUAGCAAAUUAAAAAAAAAACAUUUGGCUUCCAGUCCCAUAAAGUCCUAAUGUCGCAAACAACACCCCAUAAUUAUUUUUCAAUAAUAUCUCCUAUGUACAGACAUAUCCCACUUACAAUUUUAUUAUAUGUAUAGAUAGAUAAAUCAUUUUUACAUACAUUGCUUAUUAGUAAAGUACGGCAAAAGCCGGUAGUCCGGUAGCUGGUAGUAUGAUAUGACGGACAUGGGUUCGCCGCUGGUAUUGCAUCAAAUGCACUUGCUGCAUGCUGCGUGUUACCCCACAAUAAAUUACUAAAUGGACCCUUGUCUGGUAACCUCGUUUUACCGUAAGGCGGCCCGCACCUUCGCUACCGUCAACUUCACUUUUAGUUUAAAUUCAUUGGGAAUUAUAACAAAUUUUUAUAUAGUUAUGUAAAUGUAUACUUUAGUUAAGUUACAUUCCAAAAUUAAUUUU
Plodia interpunctella (Indianmeal moth) is the source of this 7425-nucleotide messenger RNA. Its product is annotated as mucin-17-like. The record is from RefSeq and is a predicted model, not a curated record. Gene Ontology annotation, cellular component: proton-transporting V-type ATPase, V0 domain. Gene Ontology annotation, biological process: proton transmembrane transport. The transcript is spliced from 8 exons. Bases 191 to 1534 code for a protein of 447 amino acids. Gene Ontology annotation, molecular function: proton-transporting ATPase activity, rotational mechanism. NCBI's taxonomy places the organism in Eukaryota, Metazoa, Arthropoda, Insecta, Lepidoptera, Pyralidae.